GGGCGGCCGUGAGGCGGGCGAAGUUUGCGCUUGGCGCCGGGGCCCCGGAGGCAGAGCGGGGAGGGAAGGAGCCGUCCCCGCCGCGCCGGGGCUGCGCCGCCGCCGCCCUCCCCGGAGCAGCCGGCGUUGGCCAUGAAGAGGAAGCAGAAGCGAUUCCUGCAAAUGACGCUGCUCUUCACCGCGGCGCUGAUUUUCCUGCCCGACAUCGGCCUCUGGGCUCUCUACAAGGAGAAGCACCUGGUGAAGCCCGCCGAGCCCGCCGAGCCGCAGACACUUCCAUUGGGGCUGGGAGACGGACAGCUCUUUACCUGGACUGAUGGCUUGAAAAGGAAGGACUGGCACGAUUAUGAAAGCAUUCAAAAAGAUGCCAUGCGUUCAGGGAAAGGCGAACACGGAAAGCCGUACCCUCUUACAGAGGAAGACCACGAUGAUUCUGCUUAUAGGGAAAAUGGCUUCAACAUCUUCGUUAGCAACAACAUAGCACUGGAGCGAUCCCUGCCAGACAUCCGACAUCCAAACUGUAAGCACAAGGUGUACUUGGAAAAGCUACCAAACACUAGCAUAAUUAUCCCGUUCCAUAACGAAGGCUGGACUUCGCUCUUGCGGACAAUACACAGUAUUAUCAACCGCACGCCAGACAGCCUGAUCGCGGAGAUCAUUCUCGUGGAUGACUUCAGCGACAGAGAACAUUUAAAAGAGAAGCUGGAGGAAUACAUGGUCCGUUUUGCCAAAGUGAGGAUUGUUCGUACCAAGAAACGCGAAGGGCUCAUUCGGACCAGACUGCUAGGAGCCUCGCUGGCUAGAGGAGAAGUCUUGACAUUUCUGGAUUCCCAUUGCGAAGUCAACGUGAAUUGGCUGCCUCCCUUGCUUAACCAGAUUGCACUAAACCACAAAACCAUCGUGUGUCCUAUGAUCGAUGUCAUUGACCACAAUCACUUUGGCUACGAGGCGCAGGCGGGGGAUGCCAUGCGAGGAGCUUUUGACUGGGAAAUGUACUACAAACGAAUACCGAUUCCUCCAGAGCUCCAGCGGGCUGAUCCCAGCGACCCCUUCGAGUCUCCUGUAAUGGCUGGAGGUCUAUUUGCCGUUAACCGGGAAUGGUUUUGGGAGCUGGGAGGAUAUGAUCCAGGAUUAGAAAUAUGGGGAGGAGAGCAGUAUGAAAUCUCCUUUAAGGUGUGGAUGUGCGGCGGUGGCAUGUUUGACGUUCCAUGCUCUCGCGUUGGGCACAUCUACAGGAAGUACGUCCCCUAUAAAGUCCCUUCUGGAACCAGCCUGGCACGGAACCUGAAGCGCGUGGCAGAGACGUGGAUGGAUGAGUUUGCAGAGUACAUUUACCAGCGGCGGCCUGAGUACAGACAUCUCUCAACUGGUGACAUCUCGGCCCAGAAGGAGCUUCGCAAGCACCUUAAAUGUAAAGAUUUCAAGUGGUUCAUGGCUGCAGUGGCUUGGGAUGUCCCCAAAUAUUACCCUCCUGUGGAGCCUCCACCUGCUGCCUGGGGGGAGAUCCGAAACGUGGCAGCCAACCUGUGCGUGGACAGCAAGCACGGGGCCACGGGGACGGAGCUGAGGCUGGACAUCUGUGUGAAGGACGGCUCGGAACGGACCUGGUCGCACGAGCAGCUCUUCACAUUUGGCUGGAGAGAAGACAUCCGCCCCGGGGAGCCGCUCCACACCAGGAAGUUCUGCUUGGACGCCGUCUCGCACAGCAGCCCGGUGACGCUCUACGACUGCCACGGGAUGAAGGGCAACCAGCACUGGAGCUACAGGAAGGACAAAACUUUGUUCCAUGCGGUAAGCAGCAGCUGCAUCGAUUGCAACCCAGCCGAGAAGAAGAUUUUCAUGAACAGAUGUGAUCCUUUAUCUGAAACUCAACAGUGGAUUUUUGAACAUAUUAAUACGACUGUUUUAGAAAAAUUUAACAGCAAGGCCAGUUCCUAGAAAGAAGAAGAAAAAAAACAAUGAACACACCCAAUUACCGACGGACUGCAGACGACAUUUUCGCCAGCAUCUGGGUCAAAGGAGUCAGGAAUUAAAUUUCCUAGAUCCAGGAAAUCUGUUCUGAGGCUUAAGAAAAUGCAGGAGCCAGCGUGCUGUCCCUGUGGAUGUACAGGACCUGAAGAACUUGGCCACGAGCCUCGCCGGAUGCUGCUGAGAACUUCAGGCUGAAAAUUCCCUUGCUGGUCAAGGGAAAAACUUUGUUUAAAAACUGUUUAAAAAUACUCCAAGUUAAUAAAGUAAAACAAAACUCC
This is a messenger RNA of Chroicocephalus ridibundus (black-headed gull), 2249 nucleotides long. It is a transcript of the gene GALNTL6, whose product is annotated as polypeptide N-acetylgalactosaminyltransferase like 6. Gene Ontology annotation, biological process: protein O-linked glycosylation. The transcript is spliced from 12 exons. The record is from RefSeq and is a predicted model, not a curated record. Lineage: Eukaryota; Metazoa; Chordata; Aves; Charadriiformes; Laridae. Gene Ontology annotation, molecular function: polypeptide N-acetylgalactosaminyltransferase activity. Gene Ontology annotation, cellular component: Golgi apparatus. Bases 133 to 1938 code for a protein of 601 amino acids.